Molecule: messenger RNA, 318 nt
Organism: Hepatospora eriocheir
Lineage: Eukaryota; Fungi; Microsporidia; Hepatosporidae
Source: the annotation of a GenBank genome assembly
AUGAUAAUUCCAUGUAUUUGUAGUGAAAGAACUUUUAGUCAGCCAAUAGAAGAUCCAAUAGGAUUUAGUGAAGCACCUAAAAACAUUAUGUGUCCAAGAUGUCACAAAAUAGGUGAAAGUAGAUAUAGAAAAGAAGUUUAUAGGUGUGACAUUUGUUUUAUUUGUUGUCUUCCAUGUGGAUCAUCACCACCCUAUAUUGCUUGUUACAAUUGUGGACAAAAUUUAGGAGGAUUACAGCAACACAGAUGUCAUUCAUGUGACGUAAUAACAACCUACAAGUCAAGACACUGCCCUAACUGUGGUCAGAGAAAAGAAUAA